AUGACGUACGGAUCGGUGACUUGGGCGAGACCAUCUACGGUGAUGGAGAGGCUUGAUUGCAUGGAAGGAAAACUGCUUAGACGGCUACUUGGCUACUUUUGGCCUAGGAGACCGGCAGAUCGCCUUGUUCAACGAGUUCUGAGGAGUUUGUCGGGUUCGAGCUGGAAGAAGCUACCUGGUCGAAAACGGAAGUUCUGGACUGAGAUGGUGAAAGAGGAAACUCGAUUAUGGAAUACCUAUGAAUGGAUUGAUUCUGUGCAAGCUCUCGCAGAAAAUCGAAAAGGUUGGGCAGAGCUGUGUUCAAGGAUGGCACACCUCGGCGAAGAUGCGGGAAUCGCGUCAGGCGAUGACAUCAGCCCGCCGAUUAAACAAACUGACGUUGAACCACGUUACCUCAACCGUUACCGUCCGAUUGAAGUCGUUAGUUAUCCGAAAGAGUCGAUGUUCAUUGCCAUAUUCGUAUUCAGAAGGACACCAAUUCCACCAACUCCUCUCUUGUCGCAUAUUCCUAGAAACAGUUCUCCAGUGUCAUACAGUGGUGUCGUUCAAUGGGCGACGUCGCCUCGUCUCGGUCAGUCUGAAUACGUCAUACUUAAACUUCCUGGCCUACGUCAUCAGAUUUUCAAUGGCCGCAUCCGUUGCAAGCGUACGGGCGUUAUAAGUACGGAUCGUUAUCCUAGACCUUUUCCGUUGCGGUAG
Messenger RNA from Necator americanus (New World hookworm), 699 nucleotides. RefSeq lists its product as uncharacterized. Bases 1 to 699 code for a protein of 232 amino acids. Lineage: Eukaryota; Metazoa; Nematoda; Chromadorea; Rhabditida; Ancylostomatidae. The record is from RefSeq and is a predicted model, not a curated record. The transcript is spliced from 4 exons.